Molecule: messenger RNA, 4478 nt
Organism: Hipposideros armiger (great roundleaf bat)
Lineage: Eukaryota; Metazoa; Chordata; Mammalia; Chiroptera; Hipposideridae
Gene: SERBP1
Product: SERPINE1 mRNA binding protein 1
Exons: 8
Coding region: 119-1297 (392 amino acids)
Cellular component (GO): cytoplasm; nucleus
Molecular function (GO): mRNA 3'-UTR binding
Source: RefSeq, a predicted model, not a curated record
AGAGAAGACGGCCCCCCUCUCUCGGCCCGGCCAUCUUGUGGGAAGAGCUGAAGCAGGCGCUCUUGGCUUGGCGCGGCCCGCUGCAAUCCGUGGAGGAACGCGCCGCCGAGCCACCAUCAUGCCUGGGCAUUUACAGGAAGGCUUCGGCUGCGUGGUCACCAACCGAUUCGACCAGUUACUUGACGACGAAUCGGAUCCGUUCGAGGUGUUGAAGGCAGCAGAGAACAAGAAAAAAGAAGCCGGCGGGGGCGGCGUUGGGGGCCCUGGGGCCAAGAGCGCUGCUCAGGCCGCAGCUCAGACCAACUCCAAUGCGGCAGGCAAACAGCUGCGUAAAGAGUCUCAGAAAGAGCGCAAGAACCCGUUGCCCGCCAACGUUGGCGCGGUUGACAAGAAAGAGGAGACGCAGCCACCCGUGGCGCUUAAGAAAGAAGGAAUAAGGCGUGUUGGAAGAAGACCUGAUCAACAACUUCAGGGUGAUGGGAAAAUAAUUGAUAGAAGACCAGAAAGGCGACCACCUCGUGAACGACGAUUUGAAAAGCCACUUGAAGAAAAGGGUGAAGGAGGAGAAUUUUCAGUUGAUAGACCGAUUAUUGACCGGCCUGUCAGAGGCCGUGGUGGUCUUGGAAGAGGUCGAGGAGGCCGUGGACGCGGAAUGGGCCGAGGGGAUGGAUUUGAUUCUCGUGGCAAACGUGAAUUUGAUAGGCAUAGUGGAAGUGACAGAUCUUCUUUUUCACAUUACAGUGGCCUGAAGCACGAGGACAAACGUGGAGGUAGCGGAUCUCACAACUGGGGAACUGUCAAAGAUGAAUUAACUGACUUGGAGCAAUCAAAUGUGACUGAGGAAACACCUGAAGGUGAAGAACAUCCAGUUGCAGACACUGAAAAUAAGGAAAACGAAGUUGAAGAAGUAAAGGAAGAGGGUCCAAAAGAAAUGACUUUGGAUGAGUGGAAGGCUAUUCAAAAUAAGGACCGAGCAAAAGUAGAAUUUAAUAUCCGAAAACCAAAUGAAGGUGCUGAUGGGCAGUGGAAGAAGGGAUUUGUUCUUCAUAAGUCAAAGAGUGAAGAGGCUCAUGCUGAAGAUUCGGUUAUGGAUCAUCAUUUCCGGAAGCCAGCAAAUGAUAUAACGUCUCAGCUGGAGAUCAAUUUUGGAGACCUUGGCCGCCCAGGACGUGGUGGCAGGGGAGGACGAGGUGGCCGUGGGCGUGGUGGACGUCCAAACCGUGGCAGCAGGACUGACAAGUCAAGUGCUUCUGCUCCUGAUGUAGAUGACCCAGAGGCAUUCCCAGCUCUGGCUUAACUGGAUGCCAUAAAACAACCCCGGUUCCUUUGUGGACCCUCCUCUCUGAGGUUUUGCAUGCUUAAGGAUCCCAAACGACUUAAGAAAUUAAAAAAAAAAAAAGACUGUCAUUCAUACCUUUCACACCUACAGACUGAAUUUUAUCUGUUUUGAAAAUGAACUUCUCUAGCUACACAGAAGUAACAAUAUGGUAGUCAGUUUUGUAUUUAGAAAUGUAUUGGUAGCAGGGAUGUUUUCAUAAUUUUCAGAGAUUAUGCAUUCUUCAUGAAUAUUUUGUAUUGCUGCUUGCAAACAUGCAUUUCCAAACUUGAAAUAUAGGUGUGAACAGUGUGUACCAGUUUAAAGCUUUCACUUCAUUUGUGUUUUUUAAUUAAGGACUUAGAUGUUCCCCCAAUUGCCGACUGGUUUUAAAUAUUGGACAUAUCAGUUUUAAUACCUGCUUUGCAUUUUCACACAUGGUCAACUGGGACAUGUAAACUUUGUCAAAUUUUAUGCUGUGUGGAAUACUAACUAUAUGUAUUUUAACUUAGUUUUAAUAUUUUCAUUUCUGGGAAAAAACUUUUUUCACUUCUCAUGAUAGUUAUAUGCUAAAUCUUUAUAUACAGAAAUACCAGACUUGAAAAAAUUCAAAGCACAUUGGUUUAUUAACCCUUGCUCCUGCAUGAUUCAUUAGGUUCCAAUUAUAAUUGAUUCACAGUUUCAGCUAUAUUUACUUUUAAAAAGUGUGACUUUCCCACUUUAAAAAACAAAUUAGACACCUUACUGGUGAAAGUUGUUUAAGCUACUUAUUGUUGAUAGACACAUCCUGUUAGGUGAAGUAGUUUUAUGGGUGUUGGGCUUUUCCCACUCCAACAGGGUGGGUGGAACAAAGUUGAUUUGGCUAAUGCAUAAUAUUUAAACUGUCUGGCAACUUGAUAUGAUUUGUGUGUGAAACGUCCCAAAUCAAAAUUGUACACCCAUAAUCAACAACCCUUUAACCCUUCCUUGUUGUAAAGAAACCAAAGGGCACUGGUUAGUAUGAUAAGAUGGGGGAGUAUGUUAAUUUUUGAAUUUGGAAAGCAGACAGCUUUACUUGAUAAGGUUGGAACAGCAGCACCAUACAUGAAAUAUAAACCAAAAAUCUUAUUGUUUUUGAAUUUCCUAUAUUGCUAUUAAUUUUGGUCCUGAGUUGAUAGAUAACUGUUCUGUAGAAGGUGAUGAGUAUCUUUUACCUCUUCUCCAUUAGAAAAUUAGGUUAAUAAUGAAUUCUUGAACUCUGGAGCAUCACCACUUAUAAAACAUGGAGAGAAUGAUCAAAUGAAUAAACAGGUUUUCUAGGAUCCUUUUUUUAAGUCUUCUGACACAUUUGUUGAUAAGCAGGAAAGGAAUUUUAUUUAUAGUUUUAAGGAUGUUUUGCCACUCAUUAAUUUCCAACCAAUGUAUGGUAAUAUCCAGUUUUUAAAAUAUUCAAGAUCUUAAAUCAUAAAAUGUCUGCUGUUUAGCUGAUUAGUUAUACCAUAUACUUCUAAGAGAGAGAGAAGUUGCACAGUACAAAAGAAUUCAUUUGGGUUACUAGUUACCUACCAGUAUGACAUCUUAGGAAGGAGGUAAUUGGUUUUUAAUAAUGGAUAAACUUGUGCUGGUGUUUUGGAUCUUAUGUUGAGCAUGUUCUGGUGCUAAUGUCUAAUACAAUUUUAUAUUUACAAACACUUUCUAUCCAGAGGCAAGUAUUAAUUUAGUCCAUGUGGACUAUAGACCCCACGAGAUUACAGCAUACGUAUUCCUAAGUCAGUGUGUUUAGACUUUAAAGUAUCUUAACUCAUUUCUGAACAUGUAACAUGUUUAUAAACCUCUUGAUUUCUAGCAACAUAUAGAAAACACUUGUUAUUAAAAACACUUCAAGUUCUACUCUCUGCCAGCCAUUGCUGACAUUCUGUCAUUAGAGAAUACACGGCAAUAUCUGAUAUGUUGCAAGCUUUCAAGGUAGCCUGAACUUUAAAAAGUUGGUCCAUUAGUUGUAUCUGAUGGAUGUAAUUUGCCUCCUAGUUCACUCUGUGUCAAGAGCUAAAACUGUGAACCUAACUUUCUUUUAUUGGUGGGUAAUAACUGAAAAUAAAGAUUUUAUUUUCAUGCUCACUUCUUAAAAGUUAUAAAAACAAUCAAAUAGGAGCCCAUUUAUCGUCAUAUGUGUCUCUUCUGACCUGUUUGUGCAUCCCUAAGAUAAUGCUCAUAUUUUGUCCCCUUAUGCUUAGAUUUUGUUUAUGUGGGGUUUUUGUUAAACCAGGCUGUCUAAUCACAUUUGGGAGGGAUACCUAUUUUAAAGAGUAUUGUGAUUAGUUUAAUGCUUAUAAAAUGAAUUUCCAGGACUGACCGGACAAUUAGAAUUUCUCUUAGUAGAUCAUGUAUUUAGUGUGAAAGUUAAUCAUACUGAAUGCCACUUUUUGGAGGGGGUCAAACAGGGUAUAAUACUCUAAAGAAAACCUCUCAAUUGAUACAGAUCCCUGAAUUAUAAUGGUGGCUAAUUGAAUGUUUUAGUGAACUUUUACCUUGAUGCUUUUAAAUAGGAAUUAUGCCAGAGUCGAUAUUUCUUAUUAAGAUAUUUUCAGCUUGUACUGAAAUGAUUGGGAUAUGGUUUCUUUUUUAGUUAAAUACUAUUUUGAGAUGUGUGGAGUAGUGGAAGAUGUAAAAAAUGUAUCACUAGGUACUAUACAUCUAGUUACUCAGUUUUAUUUUAAAAGUGGAAGCAGAACACAUCUCCAGGGUUGUAAAUAUAUUUGAGACUUAUUUUUUGGUAUGGAUUUGGAGGGAGUAUAUUAAGGACUCAUUCUGAUUGUGUUAUUAUUUUUUUUUAAUUGCUAGACAUGGUUGCACUGAAAUAGAAAAAUGUUAUACUAUUAGGAAUUGCAUACAGAGUCUAUUGUAUGUUGGAUUUUAAAAAGAUCUUUAAGAGCACUAGCAUUAUGUGGAAGAAACCAAGUAUUAAAAGGUUAAAAGAAACUUAAUGGAGAAAUCUGAAGCUGGUAGAACCUGAAAGAUUUUGACUUUUAAGAUUAUAUCAGGUAUAUUAAUGGACAUCUAUCCCAACAUUGAAGUUAUUGGUAUAACAGAUUCUAUAGCUCUCAAGCGCAUACAGUUCUACUUCUAAAGAAAGUAAAUAAAUGCUUAGAAAAUAGAUUCUAACCCAAACAUUUGUAAUUCUACU